Messenger RNA from Salvelinus sp. IW2-2015, 3558 nucleotides. RefSeq names its product otoferlin-like. The coding region runs from base 1 to 3558 and encodes 1185 amino acids. Gene Ontology annotation, molecular function: calcium ion binding; AP-2 adaptor complex binding. Lineage: Eukaryota; Metazoa; Chordata; Actinopteri; Salmoniformes; Salmonidae. The record is from RefSeq and is a predicted model, not a curated record. Gene Ontology annotation, biological process: synaptic vesicle priming; plasma membrane organization. Gene Ontology annotation, cellular component: presynaptic active zone membrane; synaptic vesicle membrane. The transcript is spliced from 28 exons.
AUGAAGAAAUCACGUGGCCAUAAGUCAGACCACGGAAAAGGAGGAAGAGGCGAUGAGGCAGCCAUCUUGGAGACAGAGGACCUGGACUUCAUGGGAGGGGGAGGGGGUCCUGACCCCGACACCAUCUCCCUGGCCUCAGUCACAGCCGUCACCACAAAUGUCUCCAACAAGAGAUCAAAACCAGACAUUAAGAUGGAACCUAGUGCCGGGAGACCAAUGGAUUUCCAAGUUAGUGUUACCGUCAUAGAGGCCAGGCAGCUAGUGGGGCUGAACAUGGAUCCAGUAGUCUGUGUGGAGAUCGGAGACGAUAAGAAGUACACUCAGAUGAAGGAGUCGACAAACUGCCCAUACUACAAUGAGUAUUUUGUCUUUGACUUCCACGUCCCACCUGAUGUUAUGUUUGACAAGAUCCUGAAGCUAUCGGUAAUCCACUCCAAGAACCUCCUGCGUAGUGGGACUCUGGUUGGCUCUUUCAAACUGGAUGUAGGCAGCGUCUACUCGCAUCCAGAACACCAGUUUUUCCACAAAUGGGCCCUUCUCUCUGACCCUGAUGACAUCACUGCCGGGUGCAAAGGUUACAUUAAAUGUGACAUCGCCGUCGUGGGGAAAGGAGACAACAUCAAGACUCCACACAAGGCCACCGAAACCGAAGAUGACAUAGAAGGUAACCUCCUGUUACCUGAGGGGGUUCCCGCGGAGCGUCAGUGGGCUCGCUACUAUGUGAAGAUCUACAGAGCUGAGGGCCUUCCCAAGAUGAACACCAGCAUCAUGGCUAAUGUCAAGAAGGCUUUCAUUGGGGAGAACAAGGACCUUGUGGACCCUUAUGUACAAAUACUCUUCGCUGGCCAGAGGGGGAAAACAUCUAUCCAGAAGAGCAGCUACGAGCCAAUCUGGAACGAGCAGAUCGUCUUCACUGAGAUGUUUCCACCGCUCUGCAAACGCAUGAAGGUCCAAAUCCGAGACUCGGACAAAGUGAACGACGUGGCCCUCGGAACACACUUCAUUGACCUGAGAAAGAUCGCCAAUGAUGGAGACAAAGGCUUCCUUCCCACCCUGGGUCCGGCUUGGGUGAACAUGUAUGGCUCCACUCGUAGCUACACCAUCAUGGACGAGCACCAGGACCUGAACGAGGGUCUGGGGGAGGGGGUGUCCUUCAGAGCCCGCCUGCUGGUCAGCCUGGGUGUGGAGAUCCUGGACACCUCCUCCCCGGAGAUCAUGAGCUCCACCGAGGUGCAGGUGGAGGGGGUGCCUAACAUCUCAGAGAGCGCCACGGGGAAAGUAGAGGAGUUCUUCCUCUUCGGGGUGUUCCUAGAGGCCACCAUGAUUGACAGGAAGAUCGGGGACAAACCAAUCAGCUUCGAGGUUACGAUAGGUAACUAUGGGAGCGAAAUUGACGGCGUGACCAAACCCAAGUCGAGUAGCGGGAAGAAGAGUGGGGGAGACGGAGAUGAAGAGGAGUCGGAGCUGAUCCAAGGUUCCAGUGAUGAAGAGGAGGGGGAUGAUAAUGACCUGGUCUCAGUGUCCUCCACCCCGCCCAUGAAACCGGUCAUCACCGACAGAAACUAUUUCCACCUGCCUUACUUUGAGAGGAAGCCAUGUAUUUAUAUCAAGAGCUGGUGGCAGGACCAGAGAAGAAGACUGUACAAUGCCAACAUCAUGGACAACAUCGCAGAUAAACUGGAGGAGGGUCUGAACGAUGUUCAGGAGGUCAUUAAGACAGAGAAGGCCUAUCCGGAACGCAGACUGAGAGGGGUCCUGGAGGAUCUCGGCAACGGAUGCAGUCAAUUUCUGGCUCUGGCUAACAAUGACCAGAAUCAGACUGGGAGGACCAAGCUGGACAAGGAGAGACUCAAGUCCUGCAUGAGGGAACUGGAGAGCAUAGGUCAGCAGGCUAAGACCAUCAGGACGCAGGUGAAGAAGAAUACAGUGAGAGAUAAGAUCAAACUGGUUCAGAACUUCCUCCAGAAGCUCAGGUUCCUAGCUGAUGAGCCGCAGCACAGCAUCCCUGACAUCUACAUCUGGAUGAUGAGUAACAACAAGCGCAUUGCCUACGCCCGUGUCCCCUCCAAAGACAUCCUGCACUCCGGGGUGGACGAGGAGACUGGGAAGGACUGUGGCAAAGUCAAAACCAUCUUCUUCAAGCUGCCUGGUAAGAAGGGCUUUGGUGCAGCUGGCUGGACAGUGCAGGCUAAGACAGAGAUCUACCUGUGGCUGGGUCUGAACCGUCAGAGGAAGGACUUCCUGUCUGGGCUGCCCAACGGCUUCGAGGAGAACAAGAUGCUGAAAGGACCUGGCUCGCAGUCUGCUCCCCCCAUCAGCCUCACAUACACGAUGAAGCAGAUCUUCCAGCUGAGGGUCCAUAUGUACCAGGCUCGCAGCCUGUUUGCAGCAGACAGCAGCGGCCUCUCAGACCCCUUCGCCAGGGUCUUCUUCUCCACACACAGCCAGGUCACAGAGGUGCUGAAUGAGACACUGUGCCCCACCUGGGACCAGCUGAUGGUGUAUGACAACGUAGAACUGUUUGGAGAAGUCGGAGAACUGAGGGACGACCCGCCUAUCAUCGUCAUAGAAAUCUAUGACCAGGACACGGUGGGCAAAGCAGAGUUCAUGGGCAGGACCUUCGCCAAGCCUAUAACCAAGAUGGCGGAUGAACACUACGGACCUCCACGUUUCCCUCCCCAACUAGAGUACUACCAGAUCUAUAGGGGGAACUGCACCGCUGGAGAAAUGCUGGCGGCCUUUGAGCUGCUGCAGAUUGGUCCUCAUGGUAAAGCUGACCUGCCGCCCAUCGAUGGUCCUACAGACAUGGACCGUGGUCCCAUCCUACCAGUCCCUCUGGGCAUCAGACCAGUCCUCAGCAAGUACAGGAUCGAGGUGUUGUUCUGGGGCCUGAGGGACCUGAAGAGGGUCAACCUAGCCGCGGUGGACAGGCCUCGUGUGGACAUAGAAUGUGCCGGUAAAGGAGUCCAGUCUUCCCUCAUCCAGAACUACAAGAAAAAUCCCAACUUCGGCACCCUGGUUAAGAUGUUUGAGGUGGAUCUGCCCGAGAACGAGCUGCUCCACCCUCCCCUGAACAUCAGAGUGGUGGACUGCAGAGCUUUCGGUCGUUACACCCUGGUGGGGAACCAUGCUGUCACCACCUUACGCAAGUUCAUUUACCGGGCAGCAGACAAGCACGCCAACAACUGGAACACUCAAGAGGAGAUCAUUGUCAACUAUGAGCCAGAGCCCACCAUCAAGAAGAUGGAGACCAUGGUUAAGCUGGACUCUGGGUCCGAUGCUGUGGUUAAAAUUGAGGAGGAUGAGAAGGGAGGGAAGAAGAAGAAAAGGAAGAAGGGAGGAGACGAGGUGGAGGAGGAGGAGUUUGAUGAAAGCAUGUUGGAUUGGUGGUCCAAGUACUUUGCCUCGAUCGAAACUCUGAUGGAGAUUCUCAAGGCUCAGGAGGCAGCUAUGGCGGAUGCUGAGGAGAAAGAGGACCAGGAUAUUGCUGCUGAGGGCGGAGGUAACAAAGACAAUCCUAAACUAAUGUUGAAAACACAAGAGCAGCAAAUCUAUUAG